Molecule: messenger RNA, 1514 nt
Organism: Bombyx mori (domestic silkworm)
Lineage: Eukaryota; Metazoa; Arthropoda; Insecta; Lepidoptera; Bombycidae
Product: aldo-keto reductase AKR2E4-like
Exons: 8
Coding region: 360-1355 (331 amino acids)
Cellular component (GO): cytosol
Molecular function (GO): aldose reductase (NADPH) activity
Source: RefSeq, a predicted model, not a curated record
GCUUUUUCAAAGUAGUGUUCUGACCUUAUUUGUCUAUUCCGUGGUUCUGACGCUUCACUAAGAUAGGUACGUAUCGGUUCUAGAUUUAGGGUCGUCGUUAAGAUCUACAUUCGGCUAUCUUGCAGAACCGGUAUUGGAUGACUUGGAGAGAAUUAAUUUGUGUCACGUCCGGGCCGCGUGAGCGAACACUGCACUUGCAUAGUUCACGACGGAGCAAACACAGUUCUACUUACUGCCUACAGUUGAUUCUGUUCGCGAAUAUAUUCUAUGGGAUAACACUUGCACGGCUUGCCUCACUAGGUUUCUGUCGUGCUCAUUGUUUUGUGUCUAGCAACUAAUCAAGAGUGAUUGUGUAUAAAAUGGUUGUUUACAAAUAUUCCUUUGUGUUCGUUUUCGCUGCUGUCAUCCAUCUAUCUCCAUCCGCAGGAUUAGCCCCAGUUCUUAAGUUGAACAAUGGCAAGGAAAUUCCGGGCUUCGGCAUCGGCACUUGGCUCGGCACCAAUAGUAACGAGCUGAAAGGCGACGAGGUUCAAAAGUCGGUGGAAUGGGCGAUCGACGCUGGCUACAGGCAUAUCGACACUGCGGCAAUCUACUCCACCGAGGACCAGGUCGGACGUGCCAUUAAGAAGAAGAUCGCAGAGGGAGUGGUCAAGAGAGAAGAUCUGUUCGUCACUACAAAGUUAUGGAACACGAACCACAAGAAGGAGGCGGUUUUGCCGGCCCUCAGGAAAUCAUUGAAGAAUUUGGAUUUGGAUUACGUGGAUCUAUAUUUAAUUCACUGGCCGAUCGCUCUGCACGAUAACGCCUCAAUUUCCCAAACAGAUUACGUGGAGACGUGGCAAGCUAUGACCGAUGUCUUGAACCAGGGUCUGACCAAGUCCAUUGGGGUGUCCAACUUCAACAUUCAGCAGCUGGAGAGGCUCAAGUCUGAGGGCGGCGUCACGCCCUCCGUCCUGCAGGUCGAGAUCAAUUUGAACCUUCAACAGCCGGCUCUACUGGACUACUGCAAGGCUCAAGGGAUAGUUGUGGUGGCGUACACCCCCUUCGGCAAUCUGUUCAAUCGCCAGCCGUCGGCUCCAGCGCCGCGGGCCGACGACCAGCGUCUCGUGGCCAUCGCCCAAAAAUACAAGAAAACCGUUCCGCAAAUCGUACUCAGAUAUUUGGUGGAGUUAGGAGUAAUUCCGAUCCCGAAGUCCCUCCACAAGGACAGAGUUGAAGAGAACAUCCAAAUCUACGACUUCUCCCUCACUCCUGACGAGAUUCAAUUGCUGAAGAGUUUCGACAAUGGCUACAGGACUUUAUCGCCUUUGUUCUGGGCUCAUUCUCCUUAUUUCCCGUUUGAGAGCAAAAACUAAAUUGGAAACAAGGAAAUGAUACAGUCGACACAAGCCAGGGAUACUGUCAUUACCUCACCGCUAACUUCUCUAUGCAACAAGAUAGUUUUCUGUUGAUUUUGUUGAAGGCACGUUUGUGAUAGUUUCAUGAAAUUUAUUAAAGCUAGUUUUACUGUUUAA